AGAGAGAGAGAGAAAGAGAGAGAGAGAGAGCUGUGUCAUUAUUGUCUUUCCGUUCAUGUUGUUUCCCUGCAAUGCGAGUGGAAGGAGGUAAGAUAUUUCAUCUUAUUCUGCAUCGACGACGCCUUGACGGCAGCAAAGAAAAGCAGGCGGCAAAAAGACAACAAGGGGACAUUUUCCUUCUUUCUUUUCCUCUCUGAACUUGUGUGUCCUUCUUGGACGAUGCGCGGCCUCUGAUCGAGGCGACGAGAAGAGUUCGCAGGACGAACUGAAAUUAGCCCGAAGCCUCUUUUUCUUCUUCCUCCUCCUCCUCCGUCCAACCUUCCAGCAUGUCCUCGCAGGCCAGAGCGAAGAAGGACAAAGAAAUCAUCGCCGAAUAUGAAAGCCAAGUGAAAGAGAUCCGUAACCAGCUGGUGGAGCAGUUCCGUUGCUUGGAGCAGCAGUCGGAGUCUCGCCAGCAGCUGCUGCAGGACCUGCAGGACUUCUUCCGUCGGAAGGCCGAGCUCCAGCUGGAGUUCUCCAGAGGCCUGGACAAACUGGCGGAGCGCUACUCGGCCAAGAUCCGCACUUCCAGAGAGCAUCAGCAUUUCAAGAAGGAUCAAAAUCUCCUGUCCACCAUAAACUGCUGGUAUUUGGUGCUGGACCAGACCAGGCGGGAGAGCAGAGACCACGCCACACUCAGCGACAUCUACAACAACAACGUCAUUGUGCGUCUGGCGCACGUAGGCGAGGAUGUCCUCAGACUUUUCAAAAAGAGCAAAGACAUUGGGGUGCAGAUGCACGAGGAACUGGUCAAGGUCACCAAUGAACUUUACACGGUGAUGAAGACAUACCACAUGUACCACACAGAGAGCAUCAGUGCCGAGAGCAAGCUGAAGGAGGCAGAGAAGCAGGAGGAGAAGCACAUGGGAAAGGCUUGCGACACUAGUAUUGCCUUGCUUCGUCACGGUCAUGACGAGCGCCCACAGCGACGCAGCUCUGUGAAGAAGAUGGAGAAGAUGAAAGAAAAGAGACAAGCCAAGUAUUUUGAAAACAAACUCAAGUGCACGAAGGCUCGUAAUGACUAUCUUCUCAACCUGGCUGCCACUAAUUCCUUGGUGGCUAAAUACUACAUCCAUGAUGUCUCCGAUAUGAUAGAUCAGUGUUGUGAUUUAGGUUUCCAUGCCAGCUUGACACGCACUUUGAGGACCUACCUGUCUGCCGAGUACAGCCUGGAGACGUCUCGCCACGAGGGCUUGGACGUUCUGGAAGGAGCUGUAGAUGCCAUGGACAACCGAGGAGACAAGUUGAAGUUCAUGGACGCACACUCUCAGAUGUUCUGUCCUCCCACACGUUUUGACUAUCAACCGCACAUGGGGGACGAGGUGUGUCAGGUGAGUGCUCAGCAGCCGGUCCAGACGGAGUUGUUGAUGCGCUACCAGCAGCUUCAAACUCGUUUGGCCACGCUCAAGAUAGAAAACGAAGAGGUGAGGAAGACUCUGGACGCCACCAUGCAGACCCUUCAGGACAUGCUGACGGUGGAGGACUUUGACGUCUCUGAGGCCUUCCAGCACAGUCAGUCCACAGAGUCGGUCAAAUCGGCGUCUUCUGACUCCUACAUGAGCAAAGCCAACCUCGCAAGGAGACGAGCCAAUCAGCAGGAGACUGAGGGAUUCUACUUUACUAAAUACAAAGAAUACUUGAAUAGCAGCAACUUGAUUGUCAAACUUCAAGCCAAGCAUGACGUUCUGAAGCAGACGCUGGGAGAAGGGGAGAGGGCAGAAUAUGGAACAACGAGGCCCCCCCGCCUUCCCCCUAAACCCAAGAGAAUGCGGAAGAUUAGACCUCGCUCCGUUUUUAGGCGUAAGCUGUUUAAUGGCAAUAUGGAGGCCUUCAUCCAGGAUUCAGGGCAGCACAUACCAGUGGUGGUUGAAAGCUGCGUCCGAUACAUCAAUCUCUAUGGUCUUCAACAACAAGGGAUAUUCAGAGUUCCAGGAUCCCAAGUGGAAGUCAACGAUAUUAAAAAUGCAUUUGAAAGAGGAGAAGAUCCACUGGUGGAUGAUCAGUCCGAUCAUGAUAUCAACUCUGUGGCGGGCGUUCUGAAACUUUACUUCAGGGGUUUGGAGAAGCCGCUAUUCCCAGCAGAACAUUUCCUUGACCUCAUAUCUACAACAAAGCUGGACUUUGGUUCAGAUCGAGCUCACCACCUUCAGCGGAUUCUUUCCACUCUCGAGCAGCCUGUCGUCAUCGUCCUGAGAUACUUGUUUGCAUUUCUGAACCAUCUCUCCCAGUACAGCGAUGAAAACAUGAUGGACCCAUACAACCUGGCGAUCUGCUUCGGUCCCACACUGAUGCCUAUACCAGACGACCAGGAUCCUGUGGCCUGCCAGGCACACGUGAACGAGGUCAUUAAGACCAUCAUCGUCCACCAUGAGAACAUCUUCCCAAGCCAGCGGGAGGUGGAAGGUCCUGUGUAUGAGAAAUGCAUGGCUGAAGGACAGGACUACUGUGAGAGCCCCCAUAGUGACGCCGGAGCUCUUGAUGAGGUGGACAACGGUACCGGACCCAACACCAGCGAUGACGAGUUGGAGCAGAUCGAGGCCAUCGCCAAGUUUGACUACGUCGGUCGAAGUCCCAGGGAACUUUCCUUCAAGAAGGGAGCGUCGCUCUUACUGUACCUGCGGGCGUCAGACGACUGGUGGGAGGGCCGCCAUAACGGUGUGGACGGUCUGAUCCCUCAUCAGUACAUUGUGGUGCAGGACAUGGACGACGCCUUCUCAGACAGCAUCCCGAGCAGUGAGGCCAGCAGCGGUUACCAUGACGAGCUCUCCACGUCCAGACACGAGCACCAGUCUUUGCCAGAACAUUCUCUGGAACAACGGUUCGGGGCCGCUCUGGGAAGGCUGCGAGUGCGUUCUGAAGGCGCUCCGCUCCAGCGCCAGAGAAACGGCGAAGGUCCGAGCCCCACCAGACACGCCGACCUGCCCCCAAAGGUGGCGCCACGGCCCUGCAGCCCUCACAAAAUGGCGGUAAGCAGAAGCCUGACGGACAGCCCGGAGAAACGGCGUCUCACCACUUUUCAGCGGUCGUCUCUCGCCACGACUCGACACGCCAGCGUUGGAGACCACAAGACUUUCGAAGCUGAAUCGCUCGCUGACGACAUCGAGAAAACCAUGAACACUGCCCUUCAUGAGCUGCGUGAGCUGGAGAGACAGAACGUUGCCAAACAGGCUCCAGAUGUGGUCCUGGACACGCUGGAGCCUCUAAAACACUCUGUUGGUUCUGGUCCUGGUCAGGAGGUACCAGGUAGUCCCCUUCACACCAUGGCCAUCAGAGAUCCCGACGCAGCCCAAAGGAGGAGCAGCAGCAGCUCUUCUUCUGAAACCAUGACGACCUUCAAACCUGCCCUAUCGGCACGAAGGCCCAAUGCGCCCGUCAGGCCGCCACCCGUCAGACCGGUGAGGCCGGCUCCCGUACUCACACAGGGUCAGAACCCGCACCGAUCCAGUAGCUCCAGUUCUUCAGGUCUGGGAAGUCCGGGCAUGACUCCCACUGACAGGGUGUUCCCCAAAGCGCCGUCCCCAUCCCCGUCUAACUCCUCGUCCUCUUCAGACAAACAAGCUAACUUGUAGAAGGCUUGUAAUUUCUCAUACAGUACAGUCACUAUACACCUACUUAUUAGCAUAAAGCCUAAAUGUUGCCAUCAAUCUGACACUCAGUAGAUCAUUGUUACUUGAAAUAUUUCAACAUCAUGGAAUGACUUUGCCAUGAUUAUAACCAGAAUAAAGGAACUAAAUAAACAAUUUAAGCAUAUCAUAAGAAGACAAUGUAAUAAUAUCAACAAUUUCUUUCAUUUUUACUACUGAUUGUUAGUACAAAGUAGUAAAGUUAAUAACAACUUACUCAAAUCCUUCCAUAAUCUUUUUUUUUUUAACCAGAAUUUAAAAAACAAACUUAAACAAGUUACAACAUAUUUCAAAACAUAGAAACACAGAAAAAAAUACUGACACCAUGCUGGAUAUCAAUAUAUCGAUAUUUGGAUCAUUAGCAUAGUUGCUGAAUCUUUAGAUCUUAUACAACUUUUUGCACUACAAAGUACUGCAUUACUUUUAGGGAACAAAUACAUAAUCGGCUGGUACUUUUUAGCGUGUCGUCGUGUUGAACUCUUUUAUCGGAAUUCAAGUCCACCAGCAAGUAUGUGAGGCUAAAAUUGGCAGCUUGGCGCAGCAGGAGGGUGGGGCUUAACGGAAAGGGGCAGGGCCUGGAAUUCACUCCAUACGCUGUGGGGGGGAUUUGAACUGUGUAGUGGCAGUAGAAGUAAACACAACUUAGAUGGCAUAUGUAAAAAAAAAAUUAAAAAAAGACAAUAAAGAGACUUUUAUAGGUCUCGAUUUACGUGACUGCUUCUGGUCCUUCUGUUGUGGCCUCCGCUCAAAUAGACGCAGGGUGUCAAACUCAUUCUAGCCCAAGUGGGCCGGAAUGGUAAAAUGACGGCAUGAUAACUUAAAAAUAAAAACAACUCCAGGUUGUUUUCUUUGUUUUACUUUGGCCAAAAAUUGAAGAAGCACAUUAAAGGGGAACAUUAUCACAAUUUCAGAAGAGUUAAAACCAAUAAAAAUCAGUUCCCAGUGGCUUAUUUUAUUUUUCAAAGUUUUUUUCAAAAUUUUACCCAUCAUGGAAUAUCCCGAAAAAAAGCUUUAAAGUGCCUGAUUUGACUGUACAUCCAGCCGUCCAUUUUCCUGUGACGUCACUGCGUGACGCCAAUACAAACAAACAUGGCAGAUAGAACUGAAAGAUAUAGCGACAUUAGCUCGGAUUCAGACUCGGAUUUCAGCGGUUUAAGCGAUUCAACAGAUUACGCAUGUAUUGAAACGGAAGGUUGGAGUGUGGAGGCAGAUAGCGAAAACGAAAUUGAAGAAGAAACUGAAGCGAUUGAGCCAUAUCACGACGGACAAAGGCAACGCGGACGAAUUCGGCGAUCGCCUUCUAACCAACGAUUGCAUCUUUUGACCACAGGAGCAACUUAAAUCUGUCGAUUGGUAAGUGUUUGUUUGGCAUUAAAUGUGGGUAGAGGGAAAGGCUGGAUGCAAAUACAGCUAAUAGCAUGUUAGCAUCGAUUAGCAUGCCAUACUAAUCGAUGCACACUCCACGUAAGUCAACUUGAAUCCGUCCCUGAUCGUGUUGUUACACCCUCCGACAACACACAGACAAGGCAUGAUGUCUCCAAGGUACGGAAAACAGUCGAAAAAACUGAAAAUAACAGAGCGGAUUUGACUUUUGUGUGUAAUGUGUUUGAGAAAAUGGCGGAUUGUUUCCGUUUGUAACGUCACAGGUGAAAGGUCAUCGCUCCGACAGCGAACAAUUGAAAGGUGUUUAAAUCGCCAAAUUCACUCUUUUAGAGUUCGGAAAUCGGUUUAAAAAACAUUUGGUCUUUUUUUCUGCAACAUCAAGGUAUAUAUUGACGCUUACAUAGGUCUGGUGAUAAUGUUCCCCUUUAAGAAAAAGUACAAAUAAACCUCUGGACAAAACACUUCAAGUUUGUCAAAGUCUGAGGAAAUUGGUGCAGUUUCAAAAACACAGUAUGCUUGGACUUAGUCUCAGUGUAUCAACAAAGCCAGGAUUAAACUUUAAGUCACAGUCUUUUUGUGAUUGAACAAAAACAAAACAUGUAAGCUCUUCUAGGUAUCAAAUACCUCCUUUGUCAUGUCCACGUAUCAAUCGAGUGUUAACUCAACAAACCGUAACAAACGGAGGUAAAAACUAUUCAAAAUGGGUAAGUUCGACAGAAACAUUUUGGGGGCGUAAGGGUGCCAAAUGACGAUGUGUUCCAAUCAAAAGACGUAAAAUUACUGGUUUUAAGUUUCAUGUGGGUCGAGGAGGAGGAGCCACUGUCACCCUUUACUGUGUACCUCUUGCUUGGCCCCAGAAUAAACCGUUUGCUUGCCGAAAAGAAUUACUAUUGUGACAUCCAGUGGACACAUUUAGAAUUGCAGUUUCUUUCAUUGAAAAAAAAAAAAGCCGCUCAUUUUUACACUUGGCAAACUCAUCAUGCGGAUCGGAAAAAAACAUUUUUGGCUGUACGUUUGACACCCCUGCCCUAAAUAAUACCCGAAUAAGGAGGACUCUCUCCUCUUCAGCUGUAGCCACAUGUUUACCUUGUGUUACGUUACCGUACGGCAUGCCAGCAUUCUUGUUUACACAGCGGGCUUGACACUAAACAAGUCAAUUUAACUCGUAAGAAAACAAAAAACGUCAAACUUUUGUUGUACGCUGUAUCGCCUUGUGCUGGCAAAUAUUGUUUGUUGUUCUUAAACGAGACCAAUAAGUACUUUAAUUGCACAACUCAAAAUGUUUCUGAGUAAUUGUACAAGCAGCAUGUUAAUAUCCUAUUAAACGUCAUUUACGAUACUAUUUCUCCCAAGUGAAGUUACAAAACGCACUGACGUCGUGAUUUAUUUUCAGUAUUCAAAUUCAAACCAACGACUAAAACACAGUAGCUAAAACGUGUUUAGCCAUCUGAGCUAACAGAUGUUAGCAUUUUUAUAAAGGCUUCAAUAAAGACAUCAUUCCACAUAACUUGGACCUAGAAAUGAAUGCAGUUAUCAUAUACUAUGUACUGUUUAUUUACCAUUUAAUAUGCUAUGAACUGUAUAUGUACUAUGUACUAUGUACUAUACUUUGAAGUACUGCACUUGAAAGCACUAGCGUGUCAUUUGUACUAGAAACGUGAUGAUAGCUUCAACCACUUUGUGUCAUGAUCAUAAACAAAAUAGAAAUAUUUCCCUUGGAUUGAAUGCUGAACUUUGACCUGCGUAAAAAAAUAAAUAACAAUGUAUGAUAGAAACAGGAUAUAUUAUCAUCUCUAGUCUGUAGAUUUUUGUAACUCUUAUCCUCGCACAUGCAGUCAUUAAAGACUACGUUGAAGACAAA
Molecule: messenger RNA, 6906 nt
Organism: Nerophis ophidion (straightnose pipefish)
Lineage: Eukaryota; Metazoa; Chordata; Actinopteri; Syngnathiformes; Syngnathidae
Product: SLIT-ROBO Rho GTPase-activating protein 3-like
Exons: 22
Coding region: 327-3608 (1093 amino acids)
Biological process (GO): signal transduction; negative regulation of cell migration
Cellular component (GO): cytoplasm
Molecular function (GO): protein binding
Source: RefSeq, a predicted model, not a curated record